UUGAAGGAAGAAAAAAGAUUCACAGACAAGGAGGAAUUACUUUAUGCAAAAUUUUCUGUGCAUCCCAAGGCCCGGUGUAUAUUAUCUGUUGGGAAAGCCCGUUUUUUUUCAAACAAUGACAUAUUAAGCUUUUGGGAUGUAGACAAUGAUUUGCACAGAAAGAGAGAUUUGCCAGGAUAUAGUAUAACCGUGACACUCUUCCAUCCUGUUGAGGCACACAUUUUUCUUGCUGGGCACUCAAACGGGACAGUCAGCAUCUGGGAUACCAACACCAUGGCAGUUCUUCAAACAUUCAAGGAGAGUGAAUCUUUUUCCGGAGCGGGAGGAGUUUCUUCUAUGCGAUUCUGCGCGAGACCCGAGAGGUCACUUCUCAUCUCGGGUCAUGCAUAUGGCACACUAAAGGUCUGGGACUACCAGAGGAAAGAAUGUGUGGCCACUCUUGAUGUGCAUGAGCAAGACGUAGUGCAGGCUUUCUUCCAUCCACAGUUGCCGUACAUAUUGAGCGCAUCGGACGAUGGAACAAUCAUGGUAUGGAGUGAUUCAAAUUAUCAGCCACAGUAUACGCUUGCCAGUGGCUUGAAUGGAUUGUCCUGCGGGGUUCUCUGUAGGAAUGACAGUAUGCUUGUGCUUUCCUGUAAGGAAGCAGUGCGUUUCAUUACCAUAGAACAUGACGAUCCCAAAUCCGACUUUGAGAAGAGAGAAAGAAUGGAAGAGGGAGAUGCGAGGGAGGAAUCGGACAAAAGACUCUGGUUUGAGAAAACGGAUGCAUGCAACAUGAAGAGCCUCAUAUCAGAGCUGAUUUCCGUGAGGGCAAAGAGAGGGGCACUGGAGGAGGGACUUGAGAAAUGGAGGGAAACACAUGCACAAAGUAUAAACGAGCUUGAGACUGAGUUAACCAAUGUAAGGAUGGAGAGGCCGGCAUUGGGAGAGAGAUUGCAAUAUGAGAGUGAGGUGGAAAAAGGAGAAUACUCACAGAGGGUGAAACAACUGGAAGGUGGAAUAGGCAAUCUGUUAGUGGACAGGGAGGCACUCAAAGAGAGAUUUAAGGAAUCCAAGGCAAGGGUUCCCGAUUUGGAAUCGCGGCUGGAGAUGGAAGGCGGCGUAGGAGAGGGAUCGGAAAGGUUUGAUGGAGUGCCCAGCGUGGUUCCAAAAGUGGACUCACAUCCAUUCAGAGAGUUUUCGCUGGAUGAAUUGAAUACCACCACAAAUGACUUUCAUGAUGACUGCAAAGUCGAACAUCGACAUUACGGAUGUGUUUACGCGGGAAAGAUCACACCCGUCGUGGUAAAGAGAUUCGAGGGCGGAAACAACAUGACGCGGGACAAGCAUGUUCAAUUGACAAGGGAUUUUGUCGACCUGUUGAAGUCUCUUGAACAUCCACACGUGCAGAAGAUGCUAGGAGUGUGCUAUAGAGGAAAUUGUCUCGUCUAUGAGCACAUGGCCAAUGGAAAUGUGAAAGAGUGGAUUUCCUCCACUCACGGGUCACGAAGGGGCUUCUUGCCGUGGUACAUCCGCCUGCAGAUUAUGGCCCAGGUUGCCCAAGCCUUGGCCUUCCUUCACUCCAGCAAGUCACUAGGAGGUGGUCCUAUCAUCCAUCGUGCCAUCAAGCCUGAAAACGUCCUUUUGGGCACUAGCAACUUUGUGGCAAAACUCGCAGAGGUUGAUGCGGUGUUGAUUGCCGCAGAGGUAAAGGAUGAUGACGAUGUGGAACCUGGAAUGCAAAUGCCUCGUCGAGUUGAAUCAGUUGACGCUCAGUACGUGGCUCAAGAAUUCUUGCGCACUGGAGUCUUCACUCAGCAAACUGAUAUUUACGCCUUUGGCAUCACCAUCCUUGAGAUCCUCUCCGGAAAGUUUGCGGAUGCAUUUGGAAUUAUGGAAGAUGCAGUGGAAGAUCCGGCCAUCUUUACAAAUGCCCUGGACCCAAAUGCAGGAAGUUGGGACGUGGAUCUGGCCAUGGAAGCAGCGCAAGUGGGUCUGAGAUGUGCAAAUCCAAACAGACGCCUUCGGCCGAGCAUGCUGACAGGUGAAGGUGCCAUUCUGCCUGCGCUGGAGAGUAUUGCUCAGAAAGUGCAACUUGCUGACUCAAUAGAGGAUGUGGAAAGGAGGAGGGGAUAAUAGGUAGAAAGAGCCCACGCCAAAACCUUUCCGGUUUUGAGCGCCCGAAACUC
This is a messenger RNA of Chara braunii, 2168 nucleotides long. Lineage: Eukaryota; Viridiplantae; Streptophyta; Charophyceae; Charales; Characeae. The record is from the annotation of a GenBank genome assembly.